This is a messenger RNA of Aspergillus niger, 357 nucleotides long. RefSeq lists its product as uncharacterized. Bases 1 to 357 code for a protein of 118 amino acids. The record is from RefSeq and is a predicted model, not a curated record. NCBI's taxonomy places the organism in Eukaryota, Fungi, Ascomycota, Eurotiomycetes, Eurotiales, Aspergillaceae. The transcript is spliced from 4 exons.
AUGGGCAGAGGUCUGGCAGCAGCGCGAGGCGCAACGGAGCAAGCUUGUCGUGGUAUUGGUUACGGCCCUAUACCGUUCGUUCCGGCCGAUGUACAGCGUGAGAUAGCACCUAAAUUGACAGGUAUGCACGGGGUCCCUGACACCGCAAUUGGUUUACACAGUACCCUCAGGCCGUCAAAUAAGUGUGCCACAAGGUCAAACUCUACUUGCGGGUACUAUCAUUUCCAGCGAUCUUACAGGCCGGGUAAAACAGCCAUCGGGCCAGCGAACCGCAAAACAAAAAAAGAAAGGAAAAGAAAAAGAGGCGAGCAAUAUGGCAGACAGGUUGCUUCCCCCGAUAUGCAGCAGAUACAAUAG